This is a messenger RNA of Parastagonospora nodorum SN15, 1785 nucleotides long. RefSeq lists its product as hypothetical. The record is from RefSeq and is a predicted model, not a curated record. The transcript has 3 exons. Lineage: Eukaryota; Fungi; Ascomycota; Dothideomycetes; Pleosporales; Phaeosphaeriaceae. The coding region runs from base 1 to 1785 and encodes 594 amino acids.
AUGUUACUGACCGCGUUUGUUGUACGAUUUGCUGACUUAUGGCAGUACAAUCACAACUACAAGGAAGAUAGAGGAUGGUUGAUGAAGGGCUGGCGGUGCGAACUGACUGCAUUAUCACAACUCUACAAUCUCUAUUUCAUCGCGUGUAACGACACAAUACUCGUCUAUCAACCGGAAUUCCCAGAUCAAAAUAUCGCUCCAGACCCGCCUCUGAUCCUGCAUCCGCCGGUUUCGUCCCCAGGCCUUGAACCAGGAAUCGACGAAGAUGAUCCGCACUCCAUCACUCGCGUGCUUGUGGACUUUCUUGGAAACGACGAGGUUCUGCUUGCAACUUGCGAUGAUGGGGAUGUAGUCGGAUACCGCAUAGCAGAAAUUCAAAGAGCUUUGAACGAACUGUCCAGGCCAGAACAGGACGACGAGCCAGAUCAUGCUCCACCCCAGAUACCAUUGUUCCUGCAUCAGAACGUCGGUGCUAGCGCGUGGGGAUUGGCCAUCCACCGAGAAGCACGCAUCAUAGCGAUAAGCGCAAACACACACGAGGUCACGAUCCUUGCCUUUGCGCUCGCAACCACAGAGGGCGAAUCCCCCGAACUAGACGCAUUAGACUCGAUAGCCGCCACAGAUGAAGCGGACCCAGCAGACUUCCCAUCACCCCGCAAACACAACAACUUCUUCACCCUCAAAGCAGCCCACAAUGUCCCAGCCGUAUCCUUCAACAACAACGACGAAGAUCCCUCCGGCCGAUGGCUGUUUGGCACUUGCAUUACUGGGCAGGUCUGGCUCUGGGACCUCCACAGCUAUCCUAACAUCGCCAGUCGUUGCUUCCAGAUGGGUUUUUGCGCGAGCACACAGAAUGCGGACACAGCACCUCGGGCAGCUUUCGGGCGUUGCGGAUGUCUGAACUGGUCGGCGCAUCCGCAUGCUUCUUGGGGCGCUAUGUUUUUGGAUCCCCGGUCGGCUCAUGAGGUCUCGUCUUUCAGUGAGCCUCCGGAGUCGGCGCAACGGGCGCCUUUCUUCCACGAUUUGGGGAGGCUGAAAGGUAGAUUCCGAGAGUCGAAUAGGGAGGAUUUGGUGGAUGACGCUACAGCACAUGGUUCAUUAGACAUGUCUCUGACUCUUCUCAUGAGGAUGAAGAAGAAGAAGAAGAAGAAGAAGAAGAAGAAGAAGAAGAAGAAGCAAGCGAUGACGAAGACGAAGACGAAGACGAAGACGAAGACGAAGACGAUGAUGAUGAUGACGAUGACGAGGAAGAUCAGGACGAUGACGAGGAAGAUCAGGACGAAGACAUCCCGCCAACCUUCUCUCGUAAUCACAAAAGACGACAUCUUCUUCCUCCAGCAACCCUUCAACUCGUCCCCCGAUCCCAUCCUCACUAUACGCUGCCCCCUCCACCCCGGCCGCGCAACACAAUCCCUUCACGCCAUCGACCGCCAAUGCUUCUCCACGCACGUGCCUGAACUAGGCAUCUUCAUCAUCGGCAGCCCCGUCGGGCACGUUGCCAUUUUCGCGCUGACGAAAUCGCGGGAGUCAGGCGAGUUUGGCUUCGAACUGGAGUAUAUCCUGCCAUUUAAUAAGCGCGAUGAGAACGAGGUGUUGACCGUGCCGUAUAGGAGGAUGGUGGGCGUUGCGGUAGGCCCGGUACAGGGGGAGCUUGGGAGGGAUGAGGGGAAGAGGGGGAGGAGGUGGAGGUUGCUGAUGUACUUUAUGGAUCAUUCCAUGAUGAGUUAUGAGGUGGCGAGAAAGAGGGGGAGUGAAGAUGUUGGGCUGGGGGAAUUGGUUGUGUAG